Messenger RNA from Erigeron canadensis, 1878 nucleotides. RefSeq names its product telomere repeat-binding factor 4-like. The record is from RefSeq and is a predicted model, not a curated record. NCBI's taxonomy places the organism in Eukaryota, Viridiplantae, Streptophyta, Magnoliopsida, Asterales, Asteraceae. Gene Ontology annotation, cellular component: nucleosome. Gene Ontology annotation, biological process: nucleosome assembly. The transcript has 8 exons. Gene Ontology annotation, molecular function: double-stranded telomeric DNA binding. The coding region runs from base 768 to 1583 and encodes 271 amino acids.
AACACCAAACGCAACACAACCUCCUCGUUAGAUGACAUUAUAUUCUCCCAAUAGAUGGAGUUCUUUUUCCACCUUAGUCGGCUUGGCCGGAGGUCUUUAUUCAAACAGUCAUUCUCUUUACCCCGCUCAGGAUUGGAUACAGUUGUUGUUGUCGGUCGUCAUUCUGUUUAUGAAUCCAUUUUGCCAUGCCCUUUCCCUUGGAUAAAUAAUCUGAUCCAUGAACUUUGUUGUCUGUGGGAUAUUUGACCCAAAAUGGUUUGUGAGUUACUCCUUCUCUCUCUAAAUUAAGGAUUCUAUUCUAUAUACUCAGUAUCCUUGUACACGCUUCAUCUUAUAAUAUCUGUUGUUUUUAGUUCUUUCCUUAAUUCAUUCGACAUUUGAUAUAUGUAUGUAUGCAAAUAACAACUGAAUGAGUUUGAUUUAUUUUGAAACAAACUUGUAUUUAUUUCAUCAAUAAUUUGAUCUUCACUUCCAUGAAAGAAAGAAAGAAACACCGUCCGUCCGCCGAGGCCCAACAGGGGCGCUUUGUUGCCUAAAGCCCAAGUCCAUCAUCAUGUCAUGCGAUUAUUUUUUGUCUUGUGAUUCGAACUACCUUAAAUAAAUAUCAGUAUAUAUUUCUUGUAUAUAGCUAUGAAGUCUGCCAUCAUCUAAUCAGGGCUAGUGAAUGAACCACCCGUAAACAUAAUAGAAAUCAAUAAAUAAGGGCUUCCUGCCCCUUUCGACCUCUAUAGUCCCCUCUCAAUCCCUACAGCUCCCGAAACAAUAAAAUGGUAAGACAAAAGCAUCGAUGGACGAUGGAGGAAGAGGAAGCUUUGAUUGCGGGUGUGGAAAAGUACGGCCAGGGAAAAUGGAAAACCAUAGUUGACGAUCCCCAAUUUGCAUCUUGCUUUUCUGAUCGGUCGAACGUUGAUCUCAAGGACAAAUGGCGUAACUUGAAUGCAAGUAGUGUUAGAGCUCCCAAGAUAGUGUGUGUUACUUCAAAUCCACCCUUGAGUUCCCUGGAACCUUCAGCUGCCGCUCUGCUCCUUGAAUAUGGCAGUGAAGCUGGACCUUCUAGAAGCUCACCAGAUACAAUAAUGUCCCCCGAUUACAAGGCUGUUAUUAUGGAGGCUCUUUCCUCCUUCGAAGAUCCAAAUGGGCUUGACAUCAAUGAUAUUCUGAACUUUAUUGAGAGUAAGUAUGAGGUACCUGAAAAUUUCAGGGAAUCAGUGACUUCAAAGCUCAGGAACCUCGUGUUGACAGGAGAAGUCCAGAAAGUGAACAAUUGCUACAAGCUCAGGGGUGCAUUCUUGGGUGCUGAAACAUCCCAAGAAGAGGAUAUUGUCCCAACUAACAUUGACAACUGUAACGAGGAACAAAAUGCGCAGGAGGCUUCUGUAACACCCAUUUCUACAGAAACUCCGGAAGAAGCUGCAGCUCGCUUAGUUGCUGAGGCAGAAAACCUGGAUAAAAUUGCAAUUGAAGCCUGUAAAAGGCGAGAUAUGCUUGAAGGGCUCCUAGAAGAAAGCUUGGUAAUGCGAAUGCUAGCAAAAAAUUUUUACGAGCAAUGCUCUAGAGAUGGAAUUGUUGUGCUGAAACCUUGAAGUGCUUCUUGUUUGCUUGACAUGUAUUUUGACAUUAGGAGUUGCACAAUGCCUAUGGCUAGACUUUCAUUUUUUUUGUUGCUACUUCUACUAUUCGUCCAUUCUAGACAAUGUUUGCGCUUGAAAAUUUGCGUCUUUGAUGUUUUCAUUGGGAUAUAGUUUGUUUUCUUACAUAUGGGCUAAUCCAAUGUGAUAGAACAGAAAUUAGAGAAUUGAGAAAUGAUUUGUUUUAUUGAUGUAUUGGAUAUUACAAGAUAUGGUAUUUAUAUCGAUGGUGUAACUGCCUUUCAACAGA